UUAUUGCAGCCACUUUUUAUAAUAUACAUUUAGAUGUUCUUUUCUAUGCGAUCGAUUGCAAGCUACACUCUCUAUUGCUUUACUGAUGCCUUAGUAAAUCUCUCUUACUCUUCUUCCAUCACCAACCACAAACCCUUCCAACCACAGAUCCAAAUCUACACGCUCGUCCAUGCUGUAAUGGAAGAGAUUGUAGUUUCUUUUGUUUUAGAUCACUUAGCCCAGCUUGUCGCACGUGAAGUUAACUUACUGUAUGGCGUGGAGGAUGGAGUUGAGUCCCUCCGGAGAGAACUUGAAAUGAUCAAAGAGCUCCUCAAUACCACAAGGAGAGAGAGGGGAAUGGAACAUAUAGUACUGAACCAAAUCAGAGAUAUGGCCUACUUAGCUGAGGAUGUCGUCGACACAUUCGUAGCCAAAGUUUCCAUUUACAAGAGGAGAACCAUUCUGGGGAAGACGCUCCAUGGCUUUGGCCAAGCAUGGUUGCUCCACCGCUUAUCCGACAAAAUUGACUAUAUCAAAAACACUCUCAAGGAGAUACGCGACAACAAGGAUACAUAUGAUGCUUUCAGAGAAACCACUAAUGAAUCAGCAGCAGAAGAGGAGAGGGAAAGGCUGGAAUGGCUGCGGACUCUAAGAAGAGACGUGGAGGUAAAAGAUGUGGUUGGCUUUGUCCAUGACUCCGAGGUUGUCGUCAACCGACUCCUGGGAGAUAGUUCAAAACUUAAAGUCAUCUCUAUCGUUGGCAUGGGGGGAUUGGGAAAGACCACCCUUGCCCGAAAGGUCUUUAAUAACAUCCAGGUGAAGAACCACUUUGAUUGUCUCGCGUGGGUUUAUGUUUCAAACGAGUGCAGAUUUAGAGAGCUUUUGCUUGGCCUUCUUCACCAGUUUAUGCCAAAUUUUGAACAACAAUGCAGAGACAUCAACAGCCGGAAUGAGGAUGAGCUAAAAAAUAUGGCGAAGAACUGCUUGGAGGGGAAAAGGUAUCUUGUGGUGGUAGAUGACUUGUGGAAUAUAGAGGAUUGGGAUAAGGUGAAAGGUGCUUUUCCAGACAACAACAGAGGCAGCAGAAUAUUGAUUACUAGUCGUUCGAAAGAGGUGGCCACGCACGCUAGUCUUGAUGUUCCUUACUAUCUUCCAUUUCUCAAUGAAGAAGAAAGUUGGGAGUUGUUUCGUAAGAAAGUGUUUAUCGAUGGAGACUGCCCUUCUGAUUUGGAGCCUCUGGGAAAGCAGAUGGUUCAAAGAUGCUGUGGUUUGCCGCUCUCCAUCAUUGUUUUGGCUGGGUUGCUGGCCAACAAGGAAAAGUCACAUACAAUAUGGUCUAAAGUGGUCGAUCAUGUUAAUUCGUAUAUCAAUCAAAAUAAGACCCAAGUGAAUGAGAUAGUUCUCAAGCUGAGUUAUGACAAUUUGCCAAGGAGACUAAAACCAUGUUUUCUCUAUCUUGGGUUAUUUCCUGAGGACUCUGAAAUACUUGUUGAGCCAUUAUUGCAAAAAUGGGUUGCAGAGGGUUUUAUACAAGAUACAGGAGAUAGAGACCCAGAUGAUGUUGCGGAAGACUACUUGUACGAGCUCAUCGAUCGCAGUUUGGUCCAGGUAGCACGGGUGAAGUUAAAUGGAAGUUUAGAGAAGUGUCAAAUUCAUGAUCUUCUUCGAGAUCUUUGCAUAUCGCAGAGCAAAAAGGACAAAGUGUUUGAAGUUUGCACAAACAAUAACAUUGUAGACUCUACCAAACCUCGCAAACUGUCCAUUCAGAGUGCCACAAGUGACUACAUUUCUUCAAGCAAAAGAGACCAUUCAUGUGUUCGUUCCCUGCUUCUCUUUGGGACACAUGAUGAUGAGUGGAAAUGGCUUGUGGACGAGUUCAAAUUGGUUCGAGUAUUACAGUUUGGAUCUAUCUAUCUCCAAGCGAUCCCUUCCAUUCUAGGGAACUUCAUCCACUUAAGGUACUUGAGAAUAGAAAAUGUUAUUGUUUACUUUGUUCCAGAUUCAAUACUUAACCUUUGGAAUCUACAAACCAUAGACCUGGGUAUUUUCAAAUAUAGGCAAGCAGUUUCUUUCCCUGCUCAAAUGUGGAAACUUAAAUAUUUAAGACACUGGAAUUCAUCAGGGCCUAUCGAGUUGCGAGGAAGAUGUUUACAAUCAGUUGAGAAGAUGUGGAAUCUUCGAACCAUGUCUCCCCUUACACUCAAUAAGCAAGCAAUAUCUCUAAUAAGGAAUGGAACAUUCCCCAAUAUUAAGAGGAUGGGGUUGAGCGGGAGUCAUGAUUGUGAAGAUGAAUUACCCAAUUUAUUGCAGUCCCUACAACAAUUAGAACAUUUGAAUUCAUUAGUGAUUUUUCCCCAAGGUUUUUUUGAUAUCAAUCCCCAAGAAUUGGUUCAAAGGCUAGAACAAUACAGUCAUCUAACUACCUUAAGAAUUGAUUGGGUUAAGGAUCUUCUAACCUCUGAGCUCAUAUUUCCCCCAAACAUUAUAGAGUUAACUUUGUCAAGGAUUGAACACAUUAGUGAUGAAGGGAUGAAUGGUCUGGGAAAUCACUCCAAACUCAAGAUUUUAAGACUUUUGGGAAAUCUAGAUAGGUUUAAUGAUCCCAUUGACCUCAAUUGUGUCGGCUUCCCACAGUUGGAAGUGUUGAAAAUGAAAGAAUUGAAGCUUCGAAAUUGGAAAUUGGGCAAUGGUGCAAUGAGGAAGCUUCAACAUGUGAUUAUUAAAUUUUGUGGACCAUAUAUUAAUCUCCCAACUGAACUCUGUUCUUUGAAUGGAUUGAAACAAGUGCAUAUAGAAAGCAAUAUCGUACAAGUGACUGAACAGGUGCACGACAUCUUACGAAUAUUGGAAACAGAUAAUAGAGUUCAAGUCUUUAGAAGCUUUUAUCCAGCUUUGGAUGAAGAGAAUGAUUGGGAAUCUCAUUAUUAGUAGCUCAUUUGCCUUCCAUUUAUGUCUUUUAUUCUUCCUUUCUUUCUUCAAUUUAAGUUUGCACUCAGUUUUUUAGUGUGUACACGAGAAUUCCAGCAGCUGUUCUGAUAUCUAUAUCCAAUUUAUCUUUAAACAUUC
Messenger RNA from Vigna radiata var. radiata (mung bean), 3045 nucleotides. RefSeq names its product disease resistance protein RPP13-like. Bases 34 to 2907 code for a protein of 957 amino acids. The record is from RefSeq and is a predicted model, not a curated record. Gene Ontology annotation, molecular function: ADP binding. The transcript has a single exon. Lineage: Eukaryota; Viridiplantae; Streptophyta; Magnoliopsida; Fabales; Fabaceae. Gene Ontology annotation, biological process: defense response to other organism.